Rodentolepis nana is the source of this 963-nucleotide messenger RNA. The record is from the annotation of a GenBank genome assembly. NCBI's taxonomy places the organism in Eukaryota, Metazoa, Platyhelminthes, Cestoda, Cyclophyllidea, Hymenolepididae.
AUGCAAUAUCGUCUCUCAGAAAUCGACCUGGGACAACAGGCGCUUCAUGGAUUAGUUCGGUACAUUGGAGAUGAGAUGUUGGCCAGUCGAGAGGAAGUUCUCUCCCAAAUGCAUAAAUACAGGCAACAGAUUGCGAAGUUACUUCCUGAAGUUAGUGGUGAUCAACUAGACGCUAUCUUAGAGAUUGGAGACCCUGGAGCACUUGGAACUGUUCUAUGGUUGCUCAAGAAUGAUACAUCGGUCACUAUGCGCGCUUCUUUCAUUUUGCCCUCGGUUCUUCUUCUUUUUCUACUUCUUCUGAUGCCACCGAGGCAAACUCUAAAACUGGCCACUUUCAACAUACAAGUUUUUGGAGCCUCAAAAUCGAGGAAGUCGGAUGUUAUGCUUAUUCUAGCAGAAGAAAUCAGGGAGAAGAGUGGAAGCGCAUUUCAAAAAUUGUUGAAUAUGGUCAAUGCACUCUGUGGGCCAAGGGAGAUUAUAUUAAAUGAAUUAAUCGGAAUAACGAGUGAUCUGUUUGAAAGGCCACCAGAUUGCUUCGUGAUUACACCUCAACAAUCACAGAUAAGGAUGGUCGUGAUGGCCGCGCAUUUGGAUCCAGAUCACGUAGUUCGUGAAAUGGAAGGUCUAUACGACCUUGCACCUCAAUGCAAAGAGUUAGGCCAAACAGAGAAUUUGAUAAUUUUGGGAGAUAUGAAUGCGGAUUGCAACUACUUAUCAAGAAAAAGGCGGGAAUCACUGCGUUUGAAGUCAGAUCCUGCUUAUAAAUGGCUCGUUCCUGACGAAGAGGAUACUACAGUGGCUUCUUCAUCUUGCGCAUAUGAUAGGAUAAUUGUUACUGGCAAACAAUUGCUCUCCAAAGUGAUCUCCGCAGAAGCCGUGAAUUUUGAAGAAGAAUUAGGUCUCAGUAGGGCAAAGGCCCAAGAAGUUAGUGAUCAUUAUCCUGUUGAGAUGAUACUUAGAUAA